Phyllostomus hastatus (greater spear-nosed bat) is the source of this 2046-nucleotide messenger RNA. It is a transcript of the gene SPMIP7, whose product is annotated as spermatogenesis associated 48. The coding region runs from base 1 to 1323 and encodes 440 amino acids. The transcript has 9 exons. NCBI's taxonomy places the organism in Eukaryota, Metazoa, Chordata, Mammalia, Chiroptera, Phyllostomidae. The record is from RefSeq and is a predicted model, not a curated record.
AUGCAUAUGCACUCACAGCACACCCCUGGAAAGAUAAGUAUCUCUGAACAGUCCAUCCUUUCCAGAAUAAACCCUGUCGAGAACGUAGAUUACCCACAUUACUACAACCUCUUAAGGAAAAUGAACAUGCCCAUUGUGAAAGGGGUGGAGGACAGACACGACUUUGGCAGGAUGGAAAAGAAAGGCAACCCCGCUUUCCUUAAAUUUCACCCGUAUCCCGCUUCGGGCGUGCCAAACUACCACUUACACCACCCUUACCCCCCACCGCGUGGGGCAGGUUUCCCAUUGUUUCCGCUGCGCGACGACGUGCCCCUAGGGGACCCCUGCUCGGGGUUUCUGAGCCCCGGGGCUGAUGCCGACUUAAAGCCUGGCGUUGGCAGAGCCAUACCAAGCCUGGCGGACUUCAGGGACGUGAAGCCCCAAGAGCGAGUCCCCAGGCCAGGCGCGGGACAGCAAACGGCGCUGAAGAGGCAAACGCUUUUCUUGGAAGAACUGAAACAAGACAGGAAAUGGAAUUCCAGGGCAACACCAGACAUUGCCAUCAGAGCGAGACUCGGAGGUUGGACGAGCCCACGGAAAGUCCCGCCUCCCCGGGCUCGGCACGAAGCGUGCUCAGUAAACCACACGCACACGUUCGACGAGGAAGCGACGUGCACGGAUGACGGCGAACCACUUUCACAACCCAACAAGAAGUAUAAUGCAAAGGACUGCUUUUAUAAGUCCUCUACACAAAAGGCUUACGAAGUCGUUCCCUGGGACGAGAUGCUGCCACCGAGACCCGGUCCAGAAGAAACGACGGUGGAGAAAGCCUCCGACCCGGUCGCACAGUGCUUCGCGCUGAAAAGAUACGAGAGGGCGCCCACCCUCACGCAGGUGGUCGGCGGACUCUGGGACAGGUUCCAGACGAGGUCGCUCUCGGCACCGGGCAAGCCAGUGAACUUCGUGAGCCCGAGUUCCCGGAGCAGAUACGUCCCGUGCUACACAGGCCACGUGCAGUCCACCGACGCCGACGCCGUGGACGACCCCUGUGGGGACAUCGCGUCCCUGGCCGAGCCGCGGCGCUCCCGAACCCUCCGCACGAACACAAGCUGCUCCGCGAACAUCCCGGGGUACACCGGCAGGGUCCACGUCACCGCCACCCACCCAGCCAACCCCGCCGUCCCGGCAGCCGCGCCCUCGCCGGACGCUGCAACGUACCGCAUCCUGCGGGCGGAGUUGGCGGGCGGCCCCUUCCGCCGCCGGGCGCCGCUGUCCAGCAUGGUCACGCUCGUGAGGCCCUGCAACCCCUUCGCCGGGAAGGGGAAGAAGGCGGCCAGCUACUGAGGGGCCGCCGGCCCAGCGGGGCGCCCUCGCCUCCCCGGCGCGGCCUGGGCGCCCUCGGCCGGGAAUAAAAGACGGUUGUGUGCUCCGAGCCUCUGUGCCGGUGGAGUGAGGGGGGACGCUCUAUUCUGACAGUGGGGGCGGCUCAGACCCAGCCUGGGCCGCGCCAUGGGCCGGGCCCCAGGACGCCACCGUUCCAUGACAGCGACCGAGGUUCCCUGGAGGCCACGGCAGCACGGGCUCCAUCUGGGAAGGUUCCUGGCCAGAGUCGGGGCGCCUAGAGCUCCCGUGUCCUGACCAAGGCAGUGCAGGCGUUCUGACGGCCGAGCGCAGGCCGCCGGCUCUUCUGCUCACAGACUACCCAGUCGAAAACCCCUGUGUGGCCCGAGGCACCUGGCGACUGAGAGAGACUGACACUCGUCCCCGAGGGCGCCACGUCAGAGGUGGUGCAUGCAGAGGGCAGGCCCUCCUUCCCCAGCCCCAGGGCCUCCACGGGGGCACACCCCAGGACUCUGCACAGACACGGGGCUCCUCUGGGGCCUCCCUGCUCACCCCACCCAAAGGUGCAGCCUGCUCUCUUUGCUCCGGGGGCGUGGACUGGGCUGUUGACCCUCCGAGGCGCCGUGGGCCGGCUCGACACGGGGACAGACGGGAAGCGUGCGGCCACCCCUCCCGCUGAGUGGACUCACCUCUGGAGCAGGAAGGACUCCACUGCACGUGACCUUG